AAUAGCCACGGCGAUGAAAACAUGUCUCUUCUUCUCCGUGCCAGCGAGUUAAAGAUCUCCUCUUGCUUGCCCGUGUGUUUUUUUGAACAGAGCUCUUAUGAACUGAACUAAUCGUUUUCAUCAACCCAGAAAAAGUCUCUCUGGUCGUGGUUCCAUGGCGUUGCCCACAUGCUUGAAGAGCGAAAUUCUCAUGUCACCGGUCUUGGGACGUCAGUUCUCAGGAAAUCUCGUGAAAUGGGACAGUGGGUUCGCUGUUCCAACAAGGCUCCGACUCAGCGGUAGGACCGAUGAUCGAGAGAGGUUGAAAAUCCGAGCCGCGUUUACUUUCCCACCGGCGUUUCUGACGAAAGGAGGCCGAGACGCGAAGCUGAAGGAACUCAAGCAAGACCUCUACGACGCCAUAGCUCCUCUCGACCGUGGCGCCAAAGCCACGCCUGAUGACCAGCGCCAAAUCGAUCAGUUAGCUCGCAAGCUGGAAGCUGUUAACCCAACGAAGGCGCCUCUGAAAUCUGAUUUACUCAAUGGAAAAUGGGAACUCAUUUAUACAACCUCUGUCUCCAUCUUGCAGAUAAAGAAACCGAGGUUCUUGAGGUCGAUAACAAACUACCAAGCUAUCAAUGCAGACACAUUAAGGGUGCAAAACAUGGAGACUUUUCCAUUCUUCAACUCGGUAAUUGGAACCUUGAGGCCCCUAAACCCUAGGAAGGUUGCGGUAAAGCUCGAAAGGUUUAGAAUUUUAGGCCUUAUUCCGGUAAACGCCCCUGAUACUGCUCGUGGUGAACUGGAGAUCACUUACGUGGAUGAAGAACUACGGCUAUCAAGGGGGGACAAGGGCAACUUGUUUAUACUGAAGAUGUUUGACAGAUCCUAUCGAAUUCCUCCUCCUUGAUCUUGUUUAGCGCUUGGAAGAAAUGUAGUGAAGAAUCGAAAUAAGAGAGAAAUGAGAGAUGGGUGUGUCUUUGAUCCAUUGGUCGUACGUUGUAAUAUAUCAGAUAAAAAGGGCAUGACUUUCAGAUA
This is a messenger RNA of Tarenaya hassleriana, 1017 nucleotides long. Its product is annotated as probable plastid-lipid-associated protein 4, chloroplastic. The record is from RefSeq and is a predicted model, not a curated record. The transcript is spliced from 6 exons. Bases 155 to 889 code for a protein of 244 amino acids. NCBI's taxonomy places the organism in Eukaryota, Viridiplantae, Streptophyta, Magnoliopsida, Brassicales, Cleomaceae.